AUGGUGCUGGGGGCGGUCCUGGGUGCCGGCAUUGGUCUCGUCGGCGGUGUGGGGGUCGGUUCCUUGCUGUUCGGCAACACCGACUCAAAGUCGUACAGCCACCUGGACGAGCGGGCGGACCGCGAUGACAACGUGGCGGAGGCCGUGCCGCGCGGCCCCAUACGGAAGGACAUGCGGCAGGUGCUGGAGCUGUCGCCGGCGUGGACCAAGUGGCCGGACUACGAGCGGGUGGCCUGGGUCAACCGAAUGAUUGCAACACUGUGGCCCCACUAUGACAGAGCAAUCGCACAAAUCGUGGACGAGACAGUGACCCCUGUAUUAGCUGAGGUUGCAAAGGGAAUCAAAUUCGUGGACUCCAUUGAUAUUGAGAGAAUGGAUCUUGGAAGCAAGCCAUUGAAGAUUGGGGGUUUCAAGACAUAUGAAACGAGAGAGGACGAAGUCAUUAUGGAGGCGCCUUUGCUGUGGGGAAGCAAUGCGAAUAUCCGCGUGUCUGCGCGUAUCAAGCUGGGACCAAUCGCGAUCUACGUCCCGGUUGUGGUCCAAAACAUCCAGUUGCACGCUGUUGCGCGGAUCACUAUUCGCCCCCUGGUCGAGACUCUCCCCUGCUUGGGUGCUGUCCACGUAUCUCUGCUCAACCCCCCACACCUGGACAUGACCCUGAAGCUGAUUAACAAUAUCGACCUGAUGGCGCUGCCAGGGGUCAAAGAGCUGGUGAAUGGGAUCGCUCAGUCUGUCAUCGGCAACAUGAUGCUCUAUCCCAACCAGUUCUCAGUCGAUCUGAUGGAGGGUGGUGGUCUUCCACCUCCACCCACAGGAAUGCUUCAGGUGGAGCUCAAGAAGGUUGAAGGGCUAAAGAACCAGGACCUCCUUAGCAAGAAUGACACUUACGUCAUGAUCACGGUGAGGGAGGGAAGACCACAACGGAGCAAGACCGUGAAGGGGACCUCUGUGACGUUUGAUGAUGACCCUUUCCACUUCAUUGUGGACGAUCCCGAAACCCAGUCAUUGACCUUCCGGGUUUAUGAUGAUGAUUUUGGGUGGUCAGACCACUGCCUUGGCAUUGCGGAUGUGCCAUUGGAGUCUGCAUGCUUCAUGGAGGAAGAGGGCUUCAUGGAAGUGACAUAUGACAUCUACAAGGAGGAGCAGAAGCCGUCUGUGUCUAAGACGGUCAGGAAGCUGGCUGCAGCUGUGAGCCGCAAGAGCAGUGCCAAGGCUGCUGCCCCAGAAGGAAAGGUCACUGCAAGGAUAAAAUACUACCCAUUCUUGCGUCCGAACUCAGCAGAUGAAGACGACGAGGAGGAGGAAGAAAAGCCCGCAGCCCGGCCCAUGACUUUCAACAGGCUGAGCACGAUGUCGGCGAUCAGGGACAACAUGAGGGGCUUGCUUUCUGUCACCCUCACCCGCUGCAUGCACCUUGCUGGUAGCAACACUUAUGUGCACUUCUCCCUGCACGACAAGGUGACGCACAAGGUAACGGAUCAGAGGUCCACUAUUGUGCCCAACGACAGCAGCCCGCGUUGGGGCGACAAGUUCGACUUCGUCAUGAUCAACGCGCACUCGGAUCUCGUGAUCACCGUCAUUGAACAAACAGGCUUCCUGGAGUCUGUUGUGUCUCUGAAAAUAGCAAAGAAAGCUGAGGAGAAGAACAAGGCCAUCGGGAAGGUCCUCAUCCCAGUGAAGGACGUGGUGCGCAAUGGCCGCCUGAAGGACGUCUGGGCUCUGCAGGAGGUGCAGCAGGGGGAGAUCGCGCUGACGCUCACAUGGACAAGCGUGGAAUUCGCCGCAUGA
Messenger RNA from Ostreobium quekettii, 1788 nucleotides. NCBI's taxonomy places the organism in Eukaryota, Viridiplantae, Chlorophyta, Ulvophyceae, Bryopsidales, Ostreobiaceae. The record is from the annotation of a GenBank genome assembly.